Scheffersomyces coipomensis is the source of this 1821-nucleotide messenger RNA. RefSeq lists its product as uncharacterized. The record is from RefSeq and is a predicted model, not a curated record. The transcript has a single exon. Lineage: Eukaryota; Fungi; Ascomycota; Pichiomycetes; Serinales; Debaryomycetaceae. The coding region runs from base 1 to 1821 and encodes 606 amino acids.
AUGAAUAACGAAUUGCAAACCACUAAUAGAAAUAGUGCUCAGAUCAAUUAUUAUCUGCCAGUACUAUCUACACCGUCAUUAGCAGAAAAUAUUGUAGCAGCAGCAUCAGGUACUCAGGGUCAAUCGCAGGUACCAAAUUUAAGUCAAUUACCACAACAAUUACCCCAACCAUUUAAAAAGAAUAGUACUAGUACAAUUAGUACCACUACUAGUAACGAAAUGGAUCGUGAAAAUAGACAUUCUCGAGAUUUAAUGGAUAGAAGAAUUCCAACUCGAGAUCCGGAAUUCUUGCAAUCAACUACUACUAGCAAUUCAACUACUCCAUCAAAUCGUGAUCCAAAUGGUUAUCGAUCCGCUAGUGAAUCAAGAGGAAAGAGAUUUUCUCGAGUUAAUUCAGAUUUACUUCAAACUGCUUUAAAUCAGAAUUUUAUACUAACGAAAUCAAACUCAACUCAUAGUUUAUUAAAUCAACAUGAUUCAAAGAAUAUACCGAUGAAUCCUCAAGAUUUACAAUUACAAAUGCAACUACAAAUACAACAACAACAGCAACAACAACAGCAGUUACUGAACCGUCCUCAUAUAAAACGAUGGAAUUCAUAUAAUAUCGCUCGAACUAAAUUCGAUCUCACUAAUACUAAUGAUAACGAUAAUGAAAAAUUAAACCUUGACUUACCACCACAAGUACAAGUACAACCACAGCCACAACAUCAACAUCUUCCUCAUCAACAGCUGAAUCUUCAUCCUCUUCCCUCUGAACAGCAAGAAAAAAGCAGCAUCUCGCCAUUAACCGUCUUAAAAGAUGAAUAUAAUACUAAACGACCAGUCAUAACAACUUCUUCUUCAACCCUUUUUAAUACCGAUAAUUCAUUUCAAAAUUUAGUUGAUAAAUCAGAUAAUGUUCUUGAUUCUCAAAUCAAUCCUCAAAAUGCAUCACCUUCCAAAUCUAAUAAAUUAUAUCAAAAAAUAAAUCAUAUCAUAAGUAUAGCUCAUGAUAGUAUGCAUUCAUUAGUACCGAUGCUAUCUAUAAAAGAUGGUGUUGUCGAAGAAGUUGAAGGUGAAAAUACUGUUGCAACCACCGUGAAUAGUCGAAUGGCAAAUUAUCAAAGUGAACUGGAUGAUGGAUCAGAUGAUGAUGAUACUACUAUCAAUAAUAUUCAUCAUAAUCAUAAUGGUAAUGAUCUAGUGGAUGAAUCACUUCAAAAUAACGAUACUCAAUAUAGAUUGGAUCUGUGGAAAUCACCUAUCAUGGAAGAAAAUCUCAUCAUGGAUCCUCAUGAUGUUAAUGAAAUCAUUGAAGAGAUUAAUGAUUUUCAAAAUAAUUUUGUAUAUAAAUAUAAUACUAGUAAUCCAAAUCCUGAUACAAAUCCUGAAACUAAUGAAAGAAUCAAUAGAACUCAACAAAAGUUAUUGGAUUAUAAAGAAUUAUAUUCUACUGAUGAAUUCAUUAAUCGGGCUUCCAAUUCUUCAACUUCAUCAUCAGCAUCAUUAGCAGCUUUAAAUAUUGAAAAUUCUUAUGAUUUGAAAAUCCAAAAUGAAACAAUCUUAACUCAAUAUAAUUCCAUUAGAUUAAGAUUCCCUACUAAGAUAGUUAGUUCAGGUAAAUCUAAAUCAUCCACUGCAACUACCACAGCAACCACAGGCGUAUUGGGAUAUUUGAAUCGAUAUAAACCAAUGAUAUCCAAUCCAAAGAAUUCAAAACAACUAGACAAGGAUAACAAAAUUUCCUUUGAUGAUAAAGAUGAUAUAUUGAGAAAUAUUUGGGAAAAUGAAUCAAGGAGUUUCUUUCAAAGUGAAUCUUCAAAUAGUGUUAAAUUAAUGUAA